This is a messenger RNA of Sporothrix brasiliensis 5110, 933 nucleotides long. RefSeq lists its product as uncharacterized. NCBI's taxonomy places the organism in Eukaryota, Fungi, Ascomycota, Sordariomycetes, Ophiostomatales, Ophiostomataceae. The transcript has 2 exons. The record is from RefSeq and is a predicted model, not a curated record. Bases 1 to 933 code for a protein of 310 amino acids.
AUGGCAGAUGCACAAUCAUCCACGGCGGACCAGCUGUUCGUUCGUCCCACUCAGACAUCCCACACCGAUUCGCAGCCCCCCUCUUGCGAAGACACGCAGCAUCAGAUGGACUCGCAGAAGGAAAAGGAUUCUACGAGAAACCAUGUACUUCCGACGACGUCAAAACCAUCAACAUCAUCACCUGCAGAGAGCACCGGGUCAGAAAAUGCUGUCUGGAGCCAUCUGAUGGCCACCGUCCGGCCAACGCUGCUGGCUGAAAUCGAACUCAUCCUUCUUACCAUCUUCACCGGCAUGCAAGAUGCCGUUUCCUUCCCCGACUACCACUGCUUCGCCUCCAACCAGACCGGCAACACCGUCUUCCUCAUGCUCGCCCUUGUGCUGCCGCACCUCAACGGCGAAAUGUUCUUCACUGCCAACAUCGGCGCCGCGCUCGGCUUCUUUUUGGCCGGCGGCUGGCUCACGGGCCAGCUUAGCCACAUCAUUGGUCCCCGCAACCGCCUCUGGCUGAUUGCUUGCAACUUUUGGCAAUCCGUCCUCGUCUUUGGUGCUGGCGCCAUCCAGCAUGUGUAUGGCAUCGAUAUGGUGGGCAGCCGCACCAUCGCCGUCAUCAGCCUGCUGGCUUUCGCAUCCGGCAGCCAGGUCGUCCAGUCUCGCUCGCUGGCCAUGACCGAGAUCAGCACCGCCAUGGCCACCGCUGCCUGGGUCGACUUGCUGAUCGACCCCAAACUGUUUGUCCUCUCCAACCGCCCGCGCACCCGCCGCGUCGUCUUUCUCUUUGCCCUCGUCGUCGGUGCCCUUCUCGGCGCCGCCAUCUACCGUACGGUCGGCUCGUCCGUGGCCAUUCUCGUGUCGGCGGGUGGUAAGAUGCUGGUGGCGAUCAUGUACCUCUUUAACGAGGCUGAGAAGCCCAAGGAGGAGGACUCGACCGUGUAA